Dentiscutata erythropus is the source of this 495-nucleotide messenger RNA. Lineage: Eukaryota; Fungi; Glomeromycota; Glomeromycetes; Diversisporales; Gigasporaceae. The record is from the annotation of a GenBank genome assembly.
AUGUGGGUUACUUUCCUUAUUAUGGUGACAGGAUACUUUGGAUUUUCGCUUAAAUUUAUAGAAGACGACAAAUAUUAUGCAAAAGAAUUCUUUAUUGAAGACGGAAAAAUACAUAAUGUUCAUCGACAAAAAUCCACUUGGAGUUUCCUAGGAAUUCUGUCUUCUUUUAUUAUAAUUUUCACAAGCAUGAAAAUUUCGUUGACUGAUACAUCCGAUAAAAGAGUUAUGAGAGAGAGCAAAGAAAGAGACAUGACAUAUUCUAUGGUGAAGGGAAUACCUGUUGUUGUAGAUGGCUGGUGUUGUAUCUAUUUAAUGGAUAUGACAACCGUAGAAUAUUUAAGUCAUCAACAGCAAAGGAAAUAUUACAGCGAUAAUUAUGAGGAGGAGGAUGAUGAAAAUCCAUGGAGAAGACCAUAUUAUCAUAAUCCAUGGAAAAGGUGGAUAAUGAGCAUAGUUAGAAAAGUCUGCAAAGAGAAAUAUGAAUCACAAGUCUAG